Messenger RNA from Sinocyclocheilus rhinocerous, 1248 nucleotides. Its product is annotated as E3 ubiquitin-protein ligase rnf213-alpha-like. The record is from RefSeq and is a predicted model, not a curated record. The coding region runs from base 100 to 1248 and encodes 382 amino acids. Gene Ontology annotation, biological process: ubiquitin-dependent protein catabolic process; sprouting angiogenesis; negative regulation of non-canonical Wnt signaling pathway. NCBI's taxonomy places the organism in Eukaryota, Metazoa, Chordata, Actinopteri, Cypriniformes, Cyprinidae. Gene Ontology annotation, cellular component: membrane; cytosol; nucleolus. The transcript is spliced from 7 exons. Gene Ontology annotation, molecular function: ATP hydrolysis activity; ubiquitin-protein transferase activity.
CACCAGAGUAAGGCAUGCACGUGAUCUGAACUGAUCUGAGCUGUGUCAGAUACACGAUGCGUGCUCAGCUGUGACUCCUUCACUGGGCAUCAUCUCAGAAUGAAGUGUCCUCAAUGCAAUCAUGUGUCUUCAGAAAAGGCAAAAUUCUGCUGCGAGUGUGGAUUCAAGCUACCAUCUCUCUCAACUGAGACAGCACCAGACAAGUCGCAAGAGUCUCAAUCAUCCUCAAACAUCCCACAUGGCACUGAUAAAGAAAAGACUGAAUCAGGAGUACUGGAUAACCAGAAUGCUAGUGUAUCUCCAACACAAUCAAAUGAAGAUAUCAACAACUCUAACCCAAAGAAAGAGAAGAAACAUGUUUCCAGUGAAGAUUCAACAGUGAAUGCCCAACAUAGUCAAGAGCAGCAGAAUUCUGAUUUUGCUGAUGACCAGAAUUGCAGUGAAAGUGAUGAUACAGAAAGUCAGUAUGUUGAGCCUCCAAAAAGAAAUCCAGCAUCAGAUCAACAAAUAAGUCCCAGAGACAGACUCGCCAUUUGUUUUCAUGCAGUCCUUUCAAAAGACUUCAAGUUUAUACCAAACAAGGAUUUUAUCUUCAUAAGAGCCGGUGAUCACAUUGGUGGCUGGGAAAAAAAUUUGGUUGAACUGCGUGUGUCAGGGGAUCUCGGAGAGCAUGGAUUGCUUGUGGAAGGGAAAUAUAUAUGCAAGAAGUUUGAUGCUGAAGCUGUGUCCAUUCCAUACAAAUAUGUUGUGUAUAAAGAAGAAGAUCACAACAAGUAUGAAUUACAUUAUGAAUACAUCUACAAACUGGAUUCAAAAGAAACCACCAACAGAUGUCUGUUUGUCAAAUCGCAUCUCCUAAAUAGUGACGGAGAAUGGCACCAGUAUGAUGAUAUCAUCUGUAAAGAACCAUCUAAAGAUGUGAUGAAACGUAUAAAAGAAUUUCUGUGGUCUAAGCAGAGGAAAAAAAUAAUCGAGGGAAGAGAAAUCGCUGGUUCAGUCAUGCUGCAAACUAUCUUUGACCUCCUGAGAAGCUGGAGCAAAAUUAACCUCGGCAACUUCUUUUGUCAACUGCAACAGUUUUAUGAAGUCUAUGGCAACCCUUUUGUAUUUGAAAAGACAAUUGUGAAAUGGGGCUCACUUGAAUAUGGUGAAAAAGAUGUAAGUAAACCAUAUGUAUCUCAGUAUAUAAUGAAAAACAUUUUUAUAUUUUUCACCCAAAAUCACCCCCAGAAUUUUAAUUCUUUCUGA